AUGAACGCUUUCGGCCAACAGCCCGCGCCCGGCGCUCAGCCGCCCCCUCUCCAACAGCAGCAGCAGCAGCAGCAGCAGCACCCGAGCGCGCAGGACAUCUUGGACGUGGCCGUGUACUGCGACAACUUCGGGGUAUACCCCCAAAACCUGCACCACCACCACCGCCACCACCACCACCACCACCGCCCUCACCCUCAGCGGACAUCCACCGCCGCCCACCACCCGCCGAGCUACGGACUGGGCGACUACCCGCCCACCGCCAGCAGCCCUUACCUGUGGCUGAACGGACCCACCAUUAACUCCUCUCCUUACCUUCCAGGGCCGAACCUCCCGUCCGGCUAUGGGGCGGCACAGCGGCAGUUCCUGCCCUCUGCCUCGGGCUUCGGGGGCACGGCCGAGCUGGGCUGGUUGUCCCUGCCCGGCCAGCAGGAGCUCUUCAAGAUGGUGCGCCCCCCUUACUCCUACUCCGCCCUCAUCGCCAUGGCCAUCCAGAACGCGCCGGACAAGAAGCUGACCCUCAGCCAGAUCUACCACUACGUGGCCGAGAACUUCCCCUUCUACAAGAAGAGCAAAGCGGGAUGGCAGAACUCCAUCCGGCACAACCUGUCCCUGAACGACUGCUUCAAGAAGGUGCCCAGAGACGAGGAUGACCCAGGUAAAGGUAACUACUGGACUCUGGAUCCCAACUGUGAAAAAAUGUUUGACAAUGGGAAUUUCAGGAGGAAGAGAAAGCGCAGGUCUGACACGACAGGUGGUCAAGGGCUUGGUGACCAGACGGGUGACUCCAGCAGUGCAGUUAUCAAGCCUUCAGAAACGGUCAGUCUCCUGGACUCGACUUCCCCGGGACUGGAGAAUUCCCCUGGAUCUGCAAGUGAUUCCAAACCUUCCCCCCCACCCAGCAUACAGUCCAGCAGCCCCUGUUUCGGUAGCUUUGUCUCCAGCAUGAGUUCCCUGAUGAACGGGUGCAAUGCCAUGAAUAGGCCAAUUGCUUCUGGAGGACUGGUGGGAGACUUAGUGCAGUGCAGGCAAACUCUCCCCGGACUCAAUUCCUACUCGCCUUCUCAGAGCGCAAUCCACAACGCAGUCAACGUCCACAAUCGACUGAACUACUAUCCAUCUAAUAUUUCAACCCAACACAGUGGGAUGAGCAGCCCCUUGUGUAACAACUUCAGCGUCAACAAUUUGAUUUACAGCAGAGAGGGGACCGAAGUUUAACCGCAGACGUUGUAAAUAUUAAAAAAAAAGUGUUUUUUUUGUUGAAAAAGCUAGACCAAACAGAGAAAGUACUUUUAUAGAAUGGAGAUGUAAGUGAUACUUUUAGUGUAGUUGUGUUUUUUUUUUGUUGCAUAACCGUUUUAGCAUUUUCAAGUAAGAAGUGCCUUUAUUGAUCCAUUUUGUGGAUGGAUCAAAUUCCGUUUACUUACACAAAGCAUUCCGACACGAAUGGUUUGCUUACAUAUGUGACACUAUGCAAAAUUAAAAUGUCAAACGAAAGAUUGCUUCAGCCAAUAGAUGAACAACAAUGCACUAAAGUAAAUAUAACAUAUAACUUGUGACUGUGUUCUGUCUUGAUAUCAUUCUUUUGAAAUGUUGCCAAGCCUCAAUGUCUUAUUGUUGUGUUCCAUGGAGAAAUAUGUGUGUCAGGUUAAAAAUAUAAAGGCUUCAGAAAUCGUUCAUUUGACCCCUUAGGAUAUAGCUAUCAGGCUCUUGGGAUGAUUGGUUUGAUGAGAUUCACCUUAAGUUACCUGUGUAUUUGGCAUGUUGAAUUUGAUUAAUGCUACUUAUUGUGUUGAAAAACAUGUAUUCAUUGUACCUGCUACUUGCAUUAUUGUACCUAAAGGUGCAUAUCACGUAGUUUUAAGGAACUAAGUAAUUCCCCAUAUUUAAAAAUAGCCUAUUGAAGUUUUCAUGCAUAAGAUUGUUUAUUACAUUGGAAUGAAAAUAAAGGUUUGAAAUAC
This is a messenger RNA of Callorhinchus milii (elephant shark), 1958 nucleotides long. It is a transcript of the gene foxi1, whose product is annotated as forkhead box i1. The transcript is spliced from 2 exons. The record is from RefSeq and is a predicted model, not a curated record. Gene Ontology annotation, biological process: cell differentiation; regulation of transcription by RNA polymerase II; anatomical structure morphogenesis. The coding region runs from base 1 to 1215 and encodes 404 amino acids. Gene Ontology annotation, molecular function: RNA polymerase II cis-regulatory region sequence-specific DNA binding; DNA-binding transcription factor activity, RNA polymerase II-specific. Lineage: Eukaryota; Metazoa; Chordata; Chondrichthyes; Chimaeriformes; Callorhinchidae.